Aureobasidium musti is the source of this 948-nucleotide messenger RNA. NCBI's taxonomy places the organism in Eukaryota, Fungi, Ascomycota, Dothideomycetes, Dothideales, Saccotheciaceae. The record is from the annotation of a GenBank genome assembly.
AUGUCGAAAAGACUGAAGCAGCAGACUGUGGAUCAUUACAACCAGCUGUGCGCGGCACAUGGCAUCCGUCCGACUGUACCUCAGAUCCAGCGGAUCAAACAAGUGGCCGGUGAUGUCGCGAAGAACGUUGCUGAACGUUUCGAGUACGGUCUGUUGUACUUCUUGUUAAAGUCCGCAGUGGUCAUGGAGGAUGGGCAUAUGCUUGUGGGCUGGGUCAACAAACCAGGCGGCCUAAGGCGAGAACUCUGGUUCGAAUACCUAGCCAACAGAGGCCAUCUGUAUGAGGGUAGGACGCCCCUUUACCACGCUGAUCCCGAGGCACCUUUUUGCGACGAGUGGCACCCAUCUCUAGACGAACUCUGCAAGCAGUGGCAGACUGGUGGUCUAUCCAAUCGUCAUAUGCUCUUCGCCUUACUCGGCGCUGCAGUCAGAAUUAUGAAGGCUGACGUUCAAACGCCAUGUAUCGCAGACAGCAUUGCGACCCCUGCUAUGGCCAAAUCUGGUCAGAGGGACACAACAAUCGAAACCCAGAAUGUACUGGCUGAGUCUAGCCUAAGAAGAGAACCCCGUAGUGAGAAAGCUCCUACGGACGGCCAGCCACGUAACACUCCCACCACUCCUACAGUCCAAGCUCAUUCCUCAGAACAAAAUUGUACCAAGGUAGCAAGCCAAUCUGUGGUUGUCGAUCUCACUGAAUCCGACUCUGAGGGUUGCAGCAAAAUCAGAAUACUCCCAACUCCUCCGACCACCGACCGCAUCGAAUGCGAAAGAACCACAUCCGCGAAAGAAGAGCUUAUAUUCAUGCUGCAGUGCAAGAGAGUCAGUGAGAUUGAGGUCAUGUUGGCCCAGCGAUCUGGUCAACUUCCAGACUGGAUUGAAAGGGUCAUGAGGGAGGAGAUGGAGAAAAAGAUGGUGUGUGAUCUAGACAUGGUCAGAAACCUCUUUUGA